AAGAAGAUGAAUGGGACACUGGACCAUCCGGACCAGCCAGACAUCGAUGCCAUCAAGAUGUUUGUGGGUCAAAUUCCACGCACCUGGUCUGAGAAGGAACUCCGAGAACUAUUUGAACCUUAUGGUCCUGUUUAUGAAAUUAAUGUUCUCAGAGACAGAAGUCAAAAUCCCCCACAGAGCAAAGGUUGUUGUUUUGUAACAUAUUAUACUCGUAAAGCAGCAUUAGAAGCACAAAAUGCUCUUCACAACAUGAAGAUACUUCCUGGGAUGCAUCACCCCAUUCAAAUGAAACCUGCAGACAGUGAAAAGAAUAAUGCUGUGGAAGAUAGAAAACUUUUUGUGGGAAUGAUUUCAAAGAAGUGUAAUGAGAAUGACAUCCGGCUUAUGUUUUCACCAUAUGGGCAGAUUGAAGAGUGCAGGAUAUUGAGGGGUCCUGAUGGCUUGAGUCGAGGUUGUGCAUUUGUGACCUUUACUGCAAGGCAGAUGGCCCAAUCUGCCAUUAAGGCAAUGCACCAAUCACAAACAAUGGAUGGCUGUUCUUCUCCAAUUGUUGUGAAGUUUGCUGACACACAAAAGGAUAAGGAACAGAAGCGAAUUGCACAACAGCUCCAGCAGCAAAUGCAGCAACUCAGUGCUGCCUCCAUGUGGGGAAACCUGGCUGGGCUAAAUACACUGGGGCCCCAAUACUUAGCACUCCUGCAACAGACUGCAUCUUCUGGGAACCUGAAUGCACUGAGCAGCCUUCACCCAAUGUCAGGGUUAAAUGCCAUGCAGCUGCAGAAUCUGGCUGCUUUGGCAGCUGCUGCUAGUGCCACUCAGAACACCCCAAGUGGCACAAAUGCCCUGACUAACUCAAGCAGUCCUCUCAGUGUCCUCACCAGCUCAGGUACGGGACAGCAGGCUCAUUCCUCCUGGGAAACAUACAAGGCUGGCUCUUCUCCCAACUCAAGUGGAAGCUCUUCAGUGAACCCCAUGGCUUCACUCGGAGCUCUACAGUCACUAGCAGGUGCAACGGCAGGGUUGAAUGUGGGUUCGUUAGCAGGGAUGGCGGCUCUAAAUGGAGGGCUAGGUGGGGGGGGCCUGUCGAAUGGGACGGGAAGUACAAUGGAAGCCCUGAGUCAGGCCUAUUCAGGCAUCCAGCAGUAUGCAGCUGCUGCCUUACCAUCGCUCUACAACCAGAGCCUACUUACACAACAAAGCCUGGGAGCUGCUGGCAGCCAGAAAGAAGGUCCUGAGGGUGCAAACCUUUUUAUAUACCACCUACCACAGGAGUUUGGGGAUCAGGAUCUUCUGCAGAUGUUCAUGCCUUUUGGAAAUGUCAUCUCUGCCAAGGUCUUCAUUGACAAACAGACUAACCUCAGCAAGUGUUUUGGUUUUGUAAGUUAUGACAAUCCUGUCUCAUCCCAGGCUGCAAUUCAGUCGAUGAACGGUUUCCAGAUUGGCAUGAAACGCUUGAAAGUUCAACUGAAAAGAUCCAAAAAUGACAGCAAACCAUACUGAGCUUUCCUUUCAAAUGGACUUGGUUAGAAAUGUUCUCUGAUCUCUCCGUGCCCGUUUGUUCAUCGUGUGCCUAGCAUGUCGAUGUGGCGUCAAAAGUUCAUCGUCCAGUCCUUGUCCUCUGAGCUUCUCUGAUGCUUGAAACUCUCACCUUUGACCUUGUGUUACCUUUUGACGCUUAUUAAUUAUACAAUUUUUUGUUUGUUUUUUCAUUUCUGUUGUUUGUGCUGCCAGUCAGUUGUGCUAGGAAGACUGCUGUAAUGAAGAAAAAAAAACUUAACUCAAUUUGAAGUUGCCAUUUGAAUAUUGUUAUGAGUGCGUCAGAGAAUCUAUUUUUCUAGGACUUGAAAUAACCACUAGAUUUUUGCAAAAGUAUUUUUUUGGCUUGAGUUGUGUGCGUUCUGGGUUCACUUGUGUUGCUCCCUACCUGAGCAGUCUUCCUAGCACAUCAUGUGUAGUUUUAUGUGUACUAGCAGCCAGCAGUUUGAUAAAUCUACUCUGUGUUUCUCUCUCUCUCUCUCUCUCUCUCUCUCUCUCUCUCGUUCCUCACCUUUUUGUUAGAAUGUCCGUCACAUUUUGCUGCGACUGAGGAUGACUUUGUACUUUUGUGCUUUAGGGUAGGUUGGCAUGAUGUGUUUGGGGAGUUCUGUGUUAAAUGAGUGGCACCAUUAUUGGCUAUUUUAAGUUGCCCCUUUCCAAAGCGUUUCCUGUCAUUUUGUGGCAUAUUUUUUAUUUCUUUUUUGUGUAUCUGCAUUUUUUUGUUUUCUGAAGUGAAAAUUCUUUAUAAAAUAAGAAAGAAUUGUAUUGUCACAAAUAGUUUUGUAUUAUCUUACAUGCAUGUUUUUGUUAACUGCACUGAAAUCCUCAGCAAAAUGUGAUUUUUGUUUUUAUUUUCUUUUUUUUUCUUUUUUUUUCUUUUUUAAAGAAUCAAAUAGUGCCAAAUGUUGUGCAUGUUGCCGUUUAUCACCAAUUCUUGUGUAUCUCUUUUUAUUUUUUUUACCCUCCUUUAUCUCUGGUGUAACAACAUAAAAAAAAUAAGUUUUGGUUUAAUAGUUCAGUCUUACUUGUCAAUUUGGCAGAUCACUCAGAGCCAUUAAUGGCCAUUUGAGUGAGUGCGUGUGAAUGUGCGGGAGACUGUGUCCUAAUCCUGUCUUUCAUUUGUUUUGUGAAAGGGAUCUUUUUGCAUCAGUGUUUACAAAUUCUAUAAGGUUUAGAGUCACUUCUACAGAAAAGGUAUCCCACACUAAAAAGGGCAUCAUGGGCCAAGACUUCCUUCCCAAAAGGCUUUUAGCCUGAAACCUUCUGCCCUCUCUCUCUCUUUCUGAAAAGCGAAUAAUAUCGGAUUUACUUUUAUUUUUUUCUUGAGUUUGGAAAAGAAAAAAUGUAAGUAUAUUCAUCCACAUAAUAGGUUAUUAGAGAAAAGAAGGCCCAUGCCCUGUCCCCUUUGUGAUGGUGGAUGCUGCUGGUAGCAGUUCUACUCCUCAGAAUUUAGAUUAUGAACACUCCUCACCUGCGACCUGGUGGCUCGGACCACCCUGCCACUCCUUUUUUACUUGUCGGCUCACAGUGUUGCCAACCACUUUUAUUUUCUUAUUUAGAGUUCCAACCCUUCACGUAGCCUUUGAAAACCUGUGGAAAAUGAUAGGGCACUUCCUGAUCCUGGGUUUAGUCACCCACUUUCCUCUGCCCAGCUGCUUUUAUUUUUUUUUUUUUCCUGAAUUCAUCUGAGAGAAACCUGUGGGAUUUUUUUUUCUUUUUCUUUUUUUUUGGUACCAAGUGAUUGUAUUUAACAUGAGGUUUUGUACAGUUUUGUUUUGUUUUUUGCCUUUUCUACUAGAAAAAACAUAUAAAAACUGUUUCACAAUGUGAACUGAAAAUGAACUGAAAACCUUGUAGAAUUUGCCACUAUGACCAAACUUAACAGUCUGUACUGCAGUAAGAUUAUGAAUUUUUUGGAAUAAAAGCUCUGUGAAGUCUUCAUUACUUCUAAUUAUUAAAAAAGAAAGCUUUUUUAUUUUUGAAAGUUGUUUGUGUGGUUUUGAUGUUAAACAAAAAGAAAAAAAAAAACUUAAAAAAAAAAAAAAGUUGCUUUUUUUUGAGCGCAGUUUGUGUAGUUACAAAUUUGAACAAGCGAGCCUUGGUUUACGGGGUUUCUUACUUUUUUGUCUUGACUGGGGUACUGAGCUGUUUUAAUUGCACACGCAGCAGGCACUUGUUUUGUAUGCCACGUGUGCUGCCAAUUCUUGUUAUUUACAAUUAAACUGUUUGAGAAGA
Erpetoichthys calabaricus (reedfish) is the source of this 3771-nucleotide messenger RNA. It is a transcript of the gene celf1, whose product is annotated as cugbp, Elav-like family member 1. Gene Ontology annotation, cellular component: nucleus; ribonucleoprotein complex; cytoplasm. Gene Ontology annotation, molecular function: mRNA 3'-UTR binding. NCBI's taxonomy places the organism in Eukaryota, Metazoa, Chordata, Cladistia, Polypteriformes, Polypteridae. Gene Ontology annotation, biological process: regulation of alternative mRNA splicing, via spliceosome; mRNA splice site recognition. The record is from RefSeq and is a predicted model, not a curated record.